AGGAGUUCCACUUUUGGUGUCACACAAAUUCGAUGCGAUUAUGAGCAUAAUGCCUUCUGGCAGCGACCUUCUCUCAUGGACUCUUCAAUAAGUGGCAGACAAACCGGAUGCCGAAUUUGCCCGGAUAUCAACAUGAAUAUCCCCAAUUCGGUGGCUCCCUUGACAGGCUGGACAUCGCUGUACAUCGCGAUUGUCAUUGCGGUAACAUCGCACCAUAUCUAAGGAACUGGCUCCAUCACGAGGACCAUUAAGGGGGGGUAGGCUGCUUUGAGCACUUCCGAGAUCUGCCCCCGAACUGCGGCUAAAGAUAUGGGAGGAAUAUCUCCGUCUCAGGCAUAUACACGUCAUCAAUAUCGACGGCCACCACGUCGACUUGCUUGGCAUGUCGGUCAACCAGGAGGCAUGUCAUGUCUUCGUCAAGAACUACCAGGUCACCAGCACGGCCAAUUUCAUGUCUAUACUCCGCAAGUUAACCCAAAAAGGAUGCUAGAUCACAUUUUCGAUAAUAUUGCGCCACAUAUUGACCUUUCGGAUCUUGCCACCUACGGACCCGAUAUCCCGGCAGAGAUCAGAGCCCGAUUACAAAACCUAAGCAGUCACCGUCGUGACGAACUGCCCACGACAUUACCCAUCGAUUUUCAGCAAGACGUGGUCUACCUCAUCGGCUCCAAGAGCUACGGCAUCUGGAUCGCCCUCUGCGCCAGCGAUCUGGGUAGCAACCGUGCUCCAGGAUUCACGUUCUCGCCUGAGGAUCUCAACCCACUUUUCAUGACGAGGUUAGAAAUGGCGCGGCUGAUUUCAGGCUACGAAUGCGCACUCAAACAAAUCAUUCUCGUCGUGAACUUCCGGGAUGUGACAGCGAGUACCGCUACGUCAAGCCGCCAAGAGACGAUUACGACUUUGCGCGACUGGAAGACUUCCGGUCUGAAACUCACCAUCGGGCCUACCAAGUUGGGGCCCUGCAUUUUGAGGCAGUUGCAAAAUCCUCAAAAUGCACUUUCCAAACUUUGCUAGUGAUGCUACAUCGUUGGUAGUGGAUGUCGACAGCGAGACCAUGGAGUGUGGGGGGCGCGAUGGGUCUAACUGGGGUCCGUGGUUCCAGAUAUUUCAGGUCUUUCGGUUGGUGAGCCAGUUUUUUAUUCAUGUAGUAUGUUUUACAGGUGGUACACCAAGUAGUUAAUGCCCCGUCGUAUGCAUAGAAAGGUG
Molecule: messenger RNA, 1206 nt
Organism: Pseudomassariella vexata
Lineage: Eukaryota; Fungi; Ascomycota; Sordariomycetes; Amphisphaeriales; Pseudomassariaceae
Exons: 2
Coding region: 310-1014 (234 amino acids)
Source: RefSeq, a predicted model, not a curated record